Molecule: messenger RNA, 2055 nt
Organism: Penicillium macrosclerotiorum
Lineage: Eukaryota; Fungi; Ascomycota; Eurotiomycetes; Eurotiales; Aspergillaceae
Gene: rgd1
Product: putative Rho GTPase activator (Rgd1)
Exons: 9
Biological process (GO): signal transduction; regulation of GTPase activity
Cellular component (GO): cytoplasm
Source: RefSeq, a predicted model, not a curated record
UUUCGUGGCUUUGCUCCCCUUCCUCUAUUUUCCCUCUAUUUUCCUCCCCCCUUCCUUCCUGGCUUUCUCAAUCCCCGGAGACAUUCACUCGCAAUGUCUGAUAAUACGGCCCUCCCUGAACCGACCGCCCUCCCCGUGCUGUCCGAUGCGCCCCCAUCCAGCGCCGGUCGCUCCGACGGCCAUUCGGGGCCGGUCGACCAACCUCCCGCGGUCAUCCCCGACGAGCUCAAGCCUCGUUUGGACAAGGUUAUCUACUCAGAAAUUGGCGUCGUCACCCUCCUGUCUCGAUUGAAGCAGAGUGUCGCCUCCGCCAGGGAUUUCUCCUCGUUCCUCAAGAAACGAGGCUCGCUGGAGGAGGAACAUGCUCAGGGGCUACGGAAGCUGUCCCGCACAGUCAAUGAUGCAGCGCAGCGCACGGAGAACCGACAGGGCACGUACAGCUCGAGUUACAAGGAGAUUCAUCAUUUACAGGAGCGCAUGGCCGACCAUGGCCUGCAAUUCGCCUUGUCCCUCCACCAGAUGUCCGACGACUUGUCCGAGCUCGCCGCUAACAUUGAACGGGGGCGCAAGCAGUGGAAACAGUCCGGAUUGGCGGCCGAGAAGAAAGUCAUUGAUGCGGAAGGACUGGUUGAGAAGGCGAAGGCCAAGUACGAUUCCUUGGCGGAGCAGCUUGAGCGUGUGCGCACGGGAGACAAACAGGGCGGCAAGUUCGGUCUCAAGGGCCAUAAGUCAGUGGCGCAGCAGGAGGAGGAGCUUCUGCGCAAGACGCAGAAUGCAGACGAAGACUACCAGGCCAAGGUGACGGCGGCCAAGGCGGCUCGUCAGGAGUUGGUGUCCUCACAGCGGCCAACGACAGUGCAUAAUCUCCAGACGUUGAUUGCGGAGUGUGACUCGGGUCUGACGUUGCAGCAACAAAAAUUUGCUACUUUUAGUGAAAAGCUGCUCCUCGGCCAGGGUCUUUGCGUCAACCCGAUGAAGCCCGAGACCAACGAGGCCCUCGCACCCAAGAGUCUGGCCGAAGUGGUCCGCCAGGUUGAUAAUCAAAAAGACUUGCACGAUUUCAUUCUGAGCCAUGAAGGGCAUCCGGGAGCCGUGACCGGGCCGGAGGCUAGAUACGAGCGUCAUCCCGUUCUCGGUCCUGGACCUUCGAUCCCAUCCUCACAACCGAACAUUCAGACCAAACGCCAGUCUACCCUUCCCCUGUCGUUCUCUCAGCAUAACAUUUCUUCUCCUGCCAGCCAACCGCCACAGGCCAGUCCUGAUCAAUUCCAGCAAUCACCCUACCCAGCACACCCAGAUCCAGUUGCAACGCCCCCAGUCGCAACACCCCCCUACCCUGUGUCUGGACCACCGGUGCAUGAGAAGCCUCCUCCAAUAACCACUGGCUCUGGUCCUCUCAUGCCAGGUCCACCUCCGAUGGACAAGAAUACUCUCCAUUCGACUCUGCCUCCCCUUAAACCAGUCUUUGGUGUCUCUCUGGAAGAACUUUAUGCCCGCGACGGCACUGCUGUGCCGCUCAUCGUGUACCAGUGCUUCCAGGCUGUUGAAAUAUUUGGUCUGGAAACCGAGGGUAUCUACCGAAUCCCUGGAAGUGCCAACCACAUUAAUCACCUGAAGGCGCUGUUUGAUAAUGACUCUUCUCAAGUCGACUUUACCAACCCAGAGAGCUUCUACCAAGACGUCAACAGCGUGGCUGGCCUUGUGAAACAGUUCUUUAGGGAACUGCCUAACCCGCUGUUUACCUCGCAGUACUAUACCAAAUUUGUUGAUGCUGCCCGCAUUGAGGAUGAUAUCAACCGCCGGGACUCGUUACACGCUCUCAUCAACAACCUGCCCGAUGCCCACUACGCCACUCUGCGGGCUAUCAUUCUGCACUUGAACAAGGUCCAAGAAAACUACAGCCACAACCGCAUGGGUGCCGGGAACCUGGCUAUCUGUUUCGGGCCAACUCUCAUGGGCGCCAACUCUGGAGGCAACAUCGCUGACGCCGGCUGGCAAGUCCGCGUCAUCGAGACCAUCCUCAAUAACACCUUCCAGAUCUUCGACGACGACUAG